Messenger RNA from Callorhinchus milii (elephant shark), 629 nucleotides. It is a transcript of the gene snrpb2, whose product is annotated as small nuclear ribonucleoprotein polypeptide B2. Gene Ontology annotation, cellular component: U1 snRNP. Gene Ontology annotation, molecular function: U1 snRNA binding. The record is from RefSeq and is marked provisional. Lineage: Eukaryota; Metazoa; Chordata; Chondrichthyes; Chimaeriformes; Callorhinchidae. Gene Ontology annotation, biological process: mRNA splicing, via spliceosome.
UUAAUCUGGGAGCUGCACAACCAACAACUGCAAACUCCAAUCAGACUACUUCCUCAGCAAAUCAGCAGGUACCGGACAAUCCACCAAACUACAUUCUGUUCCUCACUAAUUUGCCUGAAGAGACCAAUGAGAUGAUGUUGUCUAUGCUGUUUAACCAAUUUCCCGGUUUCAAAGAGGUGCGUUUGGUGCCUGGACGACAUGACAUUGCUUUUGUGGAGUUUGAGAAUGAAGGGCAGGCUGGAGCUGCACGCGAUGCGUUACAGGGAUUCAGAAUUACACCUUCUCAUGCCAUGAAGAUCACGUAUGCCAAGAAAUAACUCUGGGGCUGGGGGCGGGGAGGGAGAUCAACUUGUUUUAUUCCAGUUUUUUUGUUUGGGGCUUGGUUUUAGUUCACUCAUCGUCUGAAGUAAACCAACAAAAACAAUUCCUGAGCCACCUUGUAAGGAUUACAGUCUUAUCAAUUGCAGAAAUGUGACUUUGAAACUAAAAGUGAUUGGUCGCAUUGUCACUUUCAGAAGACGUACGAAGCAGACAUUCAACUGUGUUAAAUUAUAUGGCUGAAUUAGACGGUGUGUUCUUGGAAAGAUGCUGUUCUGAUAUUUUAUACAAUAAAGAUAGAUUUUUCACUC